Messenger RNA from Oppiella nova, 578 nucleotides. Lineage: Eukaryota; Metazoa; Arthropoda; Arachnida; Sarcoptiformes; Oppiidae. The record is from the annotation of a GenBank genome assembly.
CUGCACUCUCACUCUUCAAGUGUGCCUCACUUUCAACCACAACAACACUUGUGACCAAACAUUCACUCAUUGUAUUCACUCUCAUGUCUCCCCAAUACAAACAACUUCGUCAAGACUUCAUCCGCGGUCACAGCGGAUCCACAUUCGGCGAAGUCAUUGUCAUCACUUGUGUGAACCAAUUAGCAAACCUUCUGCUAAUCGCCGUCUUAUCUCUUGUGCCGGUCUUAACUCAACCUAAUUGCAAAUGGAUUCGCUUAGUCGUCGAGUUCUUCGUAAUAAUGAUGCCAUUUAUCGCAUGUAUUACCGUAUUAUCGGACCAUAUAUUAGCCGUUUGGUUGACAAUCAUUUUGUUGACAUUCAUUGCAAUCGUAUUGUGUUUCACAAGAAGACAGACCAAACCAAUUGUCAUCAAAGAGUUACUCGAUUUCUGUCCAACAUAUGGUCCAAGACUUCCAUUCCUCACGAAUCUGUUCUCAACUCUAAUGACAUGCGUUUGUAUCGCUAUUCUUGCCGUCGAUUUCCGCAUCUUUUCGCGUCGUUUCGCCAAAACAGAGAUCUAUGGCUUCAGUCUUAUGGAC